AUGGACAUAUCAAACCAUAAUCGCCACCGCCACCACCAUCACACCGCCGUAUCCACAUCCAAACCCACCCGUAAAAUCCUCUCAAUCUUCCUCAAAUUCAUCGUCAUGUCCUUAAUCCUCUCCCUAUUCCUCCUCUUCAUCGGCCUCGCCGCCAUCAUCCUCCUCCACCUUCUCCUCGCCGGCUCCGUCCUCCACCGCCGCCGCCGUCUCCUCACGCGCUCCUCCACCCCACGCGCCUCCUCCCUCUCCCUCCACGACAUUCAGACCCACAUCCCAUCGUUUAAAUUCUCCAACACCACCGCCGCAUCCGAUGAUUGUUCGAUUUGUUUGGAGUUUCUGAAUGAAGGGGAGAUCUGCCGGGUGCUUCCGGUUUGUGAUCAUGUUUUUCACGCGCGGUGUGUGGAUAGGUGGUUGACGAAGGUGCCCAGUUGCCCGGUUUGCAGGACCCGGGUCCGGUUGGAUAAUGGUGGGUCGUCUGAUUCGGUUGUUAGUGACGAUGAAACGAAGUUUUUGUGGGCGAUUGGUGUAGGUAGGUAG
This is a messenger RNA of Helianthus annuus (common sunflower), 537 nucleotides long. Its product is annotated as RING-H2 finger protein ATL56. The record is from RefSeq and is a predicted model, not a curated record. The transcript has a single exon. Lineage: Eukaryota; Viridiplantae; Streptophyta; Magnoliopsida; Asterales; Asteraceae. Bases 1 to 537 code for a protein of 178 amino acids.